Molecule: messenger RNA, 207 nt
Organism: Perkinsus marinus ATCC 50983
Lineage: Eukaryota; Perkinsozoa; Perkinsida; Perkinsidae
Exons: 2
Coding region: 1-207 (68 amino acids)
Source: RefSeq, a predicted model, not a curated record
AUGGAUUCUCAGGUUGAGGUCACCGAAGCUUGGAGAAGAUUAGAUAUAGAAACGAUUCUUUUGGUACAAAUCUUCAACGAUAUCACUAUAACCUACGAGUACUGGGAUGUGGUACACUUAUCUGUGGACCGUGGGGAUAAAAACGCUAUUAAGAUCUAUGAGGGAAUGGAGUUUAUCAAGAUUAUUGGUGGGCAUACGCCUCAGUGA